GUUCGCUGUUGCGUCUCCAGUAGCGGUAGUGGCGGUAGCUACCCAACUAAAUACGGUGAUUUCAUGAGAAUCAACCCCAGUGGUGCAUCAUCAGCUACUGCUAGACAAGAUGGUCUUUCAUACUCUGGUGUUGCUGCAUCAAACAAAUUGGCUUCUAACGAUUAUAACCGAUGUCUCCGAUACAAAUCACAGUUCCAAAGUGCUAGCUCAAGCACUCAAAUCCCAGUUGGUCUUAUCACCGCUAUAGCCAGCCGUGAAUCUCGUUGUGGUGGUGCUUUAGAUUCUAAUGGAUAUGGUGAUCAUGGUAAUGGAUAUGGUUUGAUGCAGGUCGAUAAACGUUAUCAUUCUCUACAAGGUGGACCAUACAGUUCAACUCAUAUCUCCCAAGCUACUAACAUUUUGAUCAGUUCCAUCAACGGUGUUGCUAACAAUCAUAGAUCCUGGACCAAAGAACAACAAAUGCAAGGUGGUGUUGCUGCCUAUAACUUUGGUGUUAGCAAUGUGCAAAGUAUUGGUGGUAUGGAUAUUGGUACUACUGGCAACGAUUACUCCAAUGAUGUCGUUGCUCGUGCUCAAUGGUUCCAUAAUAAUGGCUUCAACUAAAUACAUGUACAACUACUCAGUUUUCUAUUCCACUAAAACAGUCAAAUACCCUGUCUGAGGUUUAGAUUAAUUUACUCUUUGUUCUUGAUAAUACUACUUCAAUUGUCGUAUUUCUAGAAUAAAUGUUUGUAUUGGAGUAGAUAGUUCAAUAAAAG
Messenger RNA from Trichoplax adhaerens, 758 nucleotides. RefSeq lists its product as hypothetical. Gene Ontology annotation, molecular function: lysozyme activity. Lineage: Eukaryota; Metazoa; Placozoa; Uniplacotomia; Trichoplacea; Trichoplacidae. Bases 64 to 603 code for a protein of 179 amino acids. Gene Ontology annotation, biological process: peptidoglycan catabolic process. The record is from RefSeq and is a predicted model, not a curated record. The transcript is spliced from 2 exons.